AUGGAAGACUUAGAUCCUGCGCCGGUUCCAGCUCCUGGAAAGACCAACUCCUCCACCAAACGCGAGGUUCUUCGCAAAAUCAUCAACCCCAAACGAAUUCUCAGACUCGCUCAUCGGGCCAAGACACCCACACCAAAACCAGGACCAUCCCCAUCGGCAAGCAAGAGACGCCCUCAAGUGUUGAGUAUUGCUUCUCUACUCACCCUGAAUGUCUCGGUAGAGUCAGCAGCCAUGGAUAAUGUGGUUGAUUUGGUCAGCGAUAGCGAUGAUGAUGAAGUUGAGAUCAAAUCAGACAGCCCUAUCAUCAUUGAUGAUCCUUAUGUGAUUCCUUCCUCACCACCACGUGCUCCAAAUACGGUACCGCAAACACCUCUACAACAACAAGAUGCACCAAAUGGGUACAUGAAUGGCGCUCUUCCUGGUAUCAAUCAAAUGUUACAGCCCCCCAAUGGAAAUGCAGCAGAUGGUUGGCAAAGGUUUGGCGAUUACGUUCUGGAUGAAGACUUGAAUGAUGAGAUGAUUGCCCGAAUGUAUGGACCUCAAGAUGCACAAGUUGGACUGGAAGCAAAUCCAUGGGUCCUUGAACAGCCCCAAGGUCCUCCUGUACCGCCUGCGCAACCCGAUCCACCCGCUCAGCAAUUUCAACCAGAGGGAAUAGAACCUCAACGAGAAACUCGCUUAGGUUGUAUCGACGCUGUUCUUGCCAUAUUUCCAGACAUUUGCCGAGACCACGUUGGGAAGUUGUAUGAGACGAUCAGUUACUCGUCUGACCUGAUCAUUGCUCACAUUCUCGACAAAACUGAAAAGGGCUCACCAUAUCCCAAGGCAAAGGAUAUGCAAAAGACUCUCAAGAGAAAGAGACAAAUCACGGAGGAGGAUGCGGCAACUUUGAAGUAUGGAGCGGCUGAUUCUCCUGAGCCGCUGCGGGAAAUUCAUGCCGACAUGUAAGUUUGACUACAAUUCCAAAGGCGUGAGCAUUUGAUGUGAUGUUGGCGACUAUCUUCAAGUCUGCAAAAACUUCAUCCUUACCAAGUACCCACAUAGCAAGAUUAUUCAAGUGACAAUGAAGACUAACAAUUCCUAGACGCACCUUUCUGAGCUUCGAAUUCGCAUUAACCCCUAUGAGUUUUAUCGAUGCUACUCUCAACCAAACUGGAUAUCGAUUGUUCCAUGCCUAUCGAGUCCUUGAGCAAGCACAGAGAGAAUGGGAACCCCAGAACCCGCCAUAUAUGAAGCUGAGAUCUCAAAGAAGAACGCAAGAUAAAUUCUCAGAACGAACCAUUCAAAAGAAUCUCGACUCUGGUCAUGACGAGAGAGUCAGAGUAGAAUUCUACCUUGAAAUACAGGCUGCAAGAAAAGUCAGAGCAAAAGCCGACGCAGUUCGGGAAGCUCAACGAUUGCAUGAAAUCGAGGAGGCAGCCAAUGAGCAAAGAGCGCAGCGUGAUGGAACCAUGUCAGAAUGUGGAUGCUGCUUUGGAGAUUAUCCAAUGAAUCGAAUGAUCCAUUGCGAUGGUGAUACUCUACAUUGGUUUUGCAGAGGCUGUGCGAAAAAGAUGGCAGCGACAGAAAUCGGCGCUUCCAAAUAUGAGCUCCAUUGCAUGUCGAUGGACAGCUGUCAGGCUGGGUUUUCCAACGAUCAACGAUUAUUGUUUCUUGAUGAACACACAUUGGUCGCAUUGGAACGAACUGAACAAGAGGCUAUGUUGCGAAUGGCUGGCAUUGAGAAUCUUGCAAGUUGCCCUUUUUGUCCCUUUGCAGCCGAGUACCCACCCGUGGAAAUCAACAAGGAAUUUAAAUGCCAAGCACCAGAUUGUGAGAAAAUCAGCUGUCGACAAUGCAAACUCGAAACACAUAUUCCAAAGAGUUGCGAAGAAUCUGCAAGAGAAAAUGGGCUUUCAAUUCGUCGACAGAUUGAGGAGGCAAGAUCUGCAGCACUGAUCCGGAAAUGUAACAAGUGUGGUACUUCUUUCAUCAAGGAGGAAGGCUGCAACAAGAUGGCAUGUACCAAAUGCGGGAAUAUACAAUGCUACGUUUGUUCCAAAUCAUGCGGCUACGAUCACUUCAAUGAUCCACACCGGGGAGGUAAACCAGGUAACUGUCCAUUGUUUGAGGACGUGGAGGCGCGUCAUGAUGAGGAAGUCGGAAAAGCCGAGAAGGAGGCUCUUGAAAAGAUACGAGCUGAACAUCCUGAAUAUACGGAGGAGGACUUGAGAAUCAGGUUUUCUGACGAAGUGAAGAAGGAUGAAGAGCGUAGAAAGUCUAGACAUCCUGGGAUGGCAGGUGUACCAAUGGGUCAUCCCGGUCUGCAAAGAGCAAUACAUGGUUAGUUGGUAGUUUUCUUUGGUUGUCUUGGGACAUGGGCGGC
Messenger RNA from Hymenoscyphus albidus, 2365 nucleotides. The record is from the annotation of a GenBank genome assembly. NCBI's taxonomy places the organism in Eukaryota, Fungi, Ascomycota, Leotiomycetes, Helotiales, Helotiaceae.